Molecule: messenger RNA, 433 nt
Organism: Paramecium sonneborni
Lineage: Eukaryota; Ciliophora; Oligohymenophorea; Peniculida; Parameciidae
Source: the annotation of a GenBank genome assembly
AUGAGGAAUAUAAAUUAAUUUUAGGAAAAAGAAAAUUUUUAUUCUUCUAGAUCUUUAUAUAACUUUUUCAAGCCUCAGAUUAAUAAAAUUUUUGAUAUUAAACUUAGAGAACCACCAAUAUUAAAAAAUAAAUCAAAAAGCAAAACAAAAGUUUUUCAAAUGAGUGAUUAAGAUAAAAAGAAAAUAGAAUACUUAAUUUAAAUUGGUUUAUCAGAUAAUACGGAUGAAAUUUAGAAUCCAUAUUUCAAUUUUAUUUACAAUGUCGAAAUACCAGAUUAAAUAAUAAGAAAAUGGAGAAUAAGAAGAAUAUGUUUUGAGAAAGAUAAAUUCUUAAUUGAUGUUUUUCAAGGAUAAUACAUGAAAGAAUAUGGAUAAAAAAAUGCAAAUUUUGAAAGAUUUUUAUAUCCUUAAGUUAUUGGAACUCAAAAGUGAU